AUGGACUCAUACUUAAACAAAGAUGCCAUUAUAGAUGCAUCAAGCCUCCUCAACGACACGUUGAUAUCUAAGGGGUAUGUUGACUCCACCCUCUUGUUCAACUCCAUUGACUGGGACAAAUUGAAGGUCGACCAGCCGUCAGAUAUACCCCAGCUAAAACUCACCGAUACCCUAUACAACAAUGACAAAAACAUCAUCAAUAUCAUCUAUGGGCUCCUUCAAAGCGUUGAAAGAAACAAGGUCCAGAAUAAGACUUUCAACCAGAUCAUCAACCAGAAAGAUCAAGAAAUCAAACAGCUUAAGGAACGAACAGCAGACUUGGAGUUGAAACUAAACAAGCUGGACUCUAAGCUUCAGACCGCAUUAUACGAAAAAUCGUCAACCCUGAAGGACUAUAACUCGCUUGCCAACCGCAACAAAGCCCAGGCUCGAGACUUGAAUAAGGUGAAGAAUUGGUGUAAUGAUAUCAAAACCAAACACGAGAUCGAGAUAAAAAAGAAGAACCUAGUAAUUAACAACUUGAAGAACCAGUUGAUCGAAAAGAAAAACUUGUCCACCAGCAUCACGUAUGGUCUCAAUCGAAGUUCUCUACUUGAGGAGAAACAUGAAAUUGCAGAGGUGGAUACAAAUUCCAACUACAUCUACAACAACAAUCCCAUAAUCAACAAUCUCAAUGAUACAAAUUUGCCCAUACCGAUUUUGAAUGCCGAAUACGAAAAAAUUGUCAUCACCUUGACGGAUCUCACCAACAACUUGAUCAAAGAGAAUCACAAGUUUUCCAGGUUUAUCAAGAAUUUGAAUAAAUACUACAGUAGGUUCAACUCGGUUAUUAACCCAGAAACCGAUAAACCUUCUUCACAAGAUGAAUUCAUACCGAACCCAGAAGAUUACUUCAAUUUACAAGACUUGAACCAGUUGAUAGACCUGGACCUUGAUAUCGAUAAUAUCGAGACUUUUGAAUUCAUCAUUAAACCAAUUCUUAACAACAUCUACAAAAACUAUCACUAUUUGAACAACUUGUUCGACGAUAUCAACCAGUCGAAAGAACAACCACCGGAGGGAGCUGAAUCCAGGGAUGGUAAAGAUGACGAAAUUCAGAGACUCAAACGGGAAUUGAGCUUGGCUACCAGCAACUGGAAAGAUGCCAUUAAAACACUAGAUGAUUGGGAAGGUCGGAACAGAAGACACUGA
Yamadazyma tenuis ATCC 10573 is the source of this 1191-nucleotide messenger RNA. RefSeq lists its product as uncharacterized. Lineage: Eukaryota; Fungi; Ascomycota; Pichiomycetes; Serinales; Debaryomycetaceae. The record is from RefSeq and is a predicted model, not a curated record.